This is a messenger RNA of Anolis sagrei ordinatus, 1713 nucleotides long. RefSeq names its product protein phosphatase 1 regulatory inhibitor subunit 2 (gene PPP1R2). The record is from RefSeq and is a predicted model, not a curated record. Gene Ontology annotation, biological process: regulation of signal transduction. Gene Ontology annotation, molecular function: protein phosphatase inhibitor activity. NCBI's taxonomy places the organism in Eukaryota, Metazoa, Chordata, Lepidosauria, Squamata, Anolidae.
GCGGGCGGGGAGGGGGAAGGGGCGCCCGGCGAUGGAGACGAAGGGCUCCCCGUCCUCGUCGCUGUCGUCCUCGGGGGGCGGCCGGCCCGUGAAGGGCAUCCUCAAGAACCCCUCCAGCAUCUCCGGGAUGGGCCUCGGCGCCGGAGUGGGCUCGGGCGUGGGCUCGGGCUCCGGCCUGGGCCUGGCCUCCCCGUCCCGGGCCAGCCUGCACCGCGGGAGGGAGGCCGACGAGGCCGAGAAGCGCGCCCGCCAGAUGGAGGCACGCCCCAGCGCUGAAGGGAAGAAGUCUGCCAAGUGGGACGAGAUGAACAUCUUGGCCACCUACCACCCGGCUGGGAAGGACUACGGCCUCAUGAAGAUUGACGAGCCCAGCACCCCCUACCACAGCUUGGUGGUCGAUGAGGAGGGUGAGGGACACAGCGACGAGGAGCAGGAGACCCCCACUGCCGACCUCCUGGCCCGAAAGUUGGCGGCAGCGGCGGAAGGCAAGGGGCCGAGGGCCUUGGCCCAACAGGAAGAGAGCAGCGAUGAAGACGAAGACGAUACAGAGCUCUCCCCGGAGGAACGAGAGAAAAAGAGGCAGUUUGAAAUGAAGAGGAAGAUGCAUUACAACGAAGCCCAGAACAUCAAACUGGCCCGGCAGCUGAUUGCGAAGGAGCUGCAAGGAGGAGGAGGCGGCAACGAGGAGGAAGACGAGGACGAGGACGAAGAUGAGGAUGAGGACGAAGAGAUGCGGGACACCACAGACUUGGGGGGGAUGAGCCCAGAGCUUGUCCCCGCUGCUGCUCCUGCUCCUCCUGACCCGCUCGAGAGCAUGGCACACGGCCUGGAAGAGGUCUGCUCGGGACUGUAGAGCCAGCAGGCCCUUGGGCUCCUCCAGUCACACUUCUCCGUCGUGGCCCACCCUGCGGAGUGGCCCGCUUGCACUGUUGUAUUGCCAAGAAAGCAGUUGAUUAGCCAUCGAGACUUUUCUGUUAGGGGCCGGAGACGGUGGUCUCAGAAGGCAGCUUCGUGUAAAAUCUGUGGCCCCCCCGGCUCAUUCGCACGGCUCCUCUUCUAGGUCUGAGGCCCCCAGCGCCACCUGCUUCCUGUUCUUCCCUGUGGCCGCUGGUGUGCUAGACCCUCCCGUGAGGAGGGGGAGAUUCCCCUUGCCCUCCUCUCUCUGCCACCCGCUCCCCACCUGCACCCACCGCCUCCAGUGUGGCUCCGUGAGAAAGAGCGGCUGCGUUGAACCAGGCAAGGGGCUGGGGCUUCCUCUGGCCCUUUGUGGUGGUGCUGGGGAUGUUAGAGCUGGGGAACCACGAGCUCACCCCAAUACGCCGUGUAGCUUCCUUCAUGUGUCUCCUCAGCUGGUUUUUGUUCUUCCGUGGCUCUUUUCCGUCCCUGUGGUCUGCCUCUCUGCCACCCGAGGCAUUCAAUCGCCGUGCCACUCUGCCGGGGUUCAGGGAGGGGGGAUCGGGUAGGCCCCCGGCCCCUCCUUGGGACUGCUGGGCACUGCUCUGUCAGCCUGGGAGUUGGCUUCACUCGGAGAGGAGAGGAGCGGCUGUGUGGGGGGAAGCCGCGGGCCAGGAAGGGAGGGGCUGGCUUGGUCUUCCUUCUGACUGCACUGGUUUGGUCAAAAUUCCGUAUGUUUGCAAAACUCUGUAUGACUGUGUAGACCUAUUUUAAGGUGACUUCUUGUUGUGCAUCCGAAUAACACCUUGAGGUAUUUUA